Messenger RNA from Psilocybe cubensis, 888 nucleotides. RefSeq lists its product as uncharacterized. Gene Ontology annotation, cellular component: mitochondrial inner membrane. The record is from RefSeq and is a predicted model, not a curated record. NCBI's taxonomy places the organism in Eukaryota, Fungi, Basidiomycota, Agaricomycetes, Agaricales, Agrocybaceae. Gene Ontology annotation, biological process: mitochondrial proton-transporting ATP synthase complex assembly. The transcript is spliced from 4 exons. The coding region runs from base 1 to 888 and encodes 295 amino acids.
AUGGCCCUCCCACUACGCUUUUCUUUGUUGGCCAGACAGCCGCGCUUCAGCAGGACAAUACAUAUCUCCCAGUCUUUGUUGAAAGAGAAGCAAAAGCCAGCUACGCAACCUUUGCCAAAUCUCAAUGACCCACCGCGCAGCGACCAGCCAUUACCGCCGCUAAACCGGCCACUAGGUGUCAGGCAGCGACCAACGACGGUGCCCGUAUCGCGCAUGGACAGAGUGAAAAGUCUGAUGGACACCGAAGCCCUGAUGGCCCAACGAAGACAUUUAAUCAAGGAAGUAGGAAAAGGGUACUUUCACGAUCUAAAUAUGACGCGAAGACACGGGGGAAAGACUUGGAUCGCGCCAAAGGUUCUCAUCCGCGAAGAUAAAGCCCUUUACCUCCCCAACGUCUCUGGGUCCGCUCUAAACGAUGGCACAAAGAAGGACACCACCACCUUGUGCUACGGCAAAAUUACCGUGCUCGCUAUGCUCGGCACAAACAUAUCCGAGGCCCACGCUAGGUCUUUCGCCUACAGCACAAAUGCCCGAUAUCAGGACAACCCUUUGUACCAAUAUGUACAAAUCAAUCUCCAAGAAAACUUGCUCAAGUCGUUCCUUGUCAAGCUGUUCUCCAGCUCCUUGCGCUCGUCAGUCCCUGCCCAUCUCCAGCCUACAUACCUUGUCUCCAGCCAGAAUAUGGAGUAUGUUCGCGACCCGCUGGGGAUGACGAAUAGUAAAGUCGGAUAUGUGUAUUUAAUUGACGAGAAUCUCAAGAUUCGCUGGGGUGGCUCGGCAGAUGCGACGCUGGAAGAAGCACAGAGCCUGGAGAGCUGUACGGGGGUGCUACUGAAGAGGCUGGAGGAAAGGAAGGCUAAGGCGCCGAAAGAGGAUAUUAAAAGUUGA